AUGAACUUCUUAUCAACUACAUACAAUAAUGACAUAAAAACAGGAGUUUGUGCCAUCAUCCCACUAUCUUCUUCCUUUAUUCCAAUGUGUCAAACACCAAUACCUGACUUUUCACGACUAGUAAACAGGCAAGUUGAAACUUACGAACAAAUAAUGGAUCAACAACUUUCGCAUACUGGAGCGUCAUCUUCAUUAGCUUUAGAUAUCAAAAAGGCUGAACUUGCAACCUCUGAUUUAAGAGUAUUGAUUAAAUAUUCAAGUUUAACAUGUGCUUCAGAAUUGGUAGAUAGAUUAUCUGAAUUUGUUGACAAGUCAAGAAAUGUUGGUAGAAAUUUACAAGUAUUACAAGCAAGGACUAGAUCUUCGCUUGAUAAUUUGAUCACAUAUAAUUUGUUUGCUUUGAAAGCAUUGGAAAAUGUAAGAGAUAAGAAAGUUAGCGGUAAAGAUUUGGCAGAAGCUUAUAAUCAAAUGAUGACUUUGAUAGAGAAUGAUUUAAAAAGAAUGAUUUUUGUUGGUCAGGAUUCUCUUGGAAGUUUAGCUGAACUUGAUGAAAUACUAUUAUCAAUUCAUGAUUUAACAGCACAUGAGGAAUCAUUACAAAAAUUAGGAAAUUCUCAAUUAUUAGCUGAAAUUUGGUCAUUUUUAGGUGGUAAUCGUGUAAAACGUCAAAAAUUUGAAGAUAAUCUUUCACUGUUAAAUGAUCUUGAUCGCCAAAGACGUGUAGCAAUAUCCCAGAUUCAAACCACAUUAUAUUCGCUAACCUCAUUUCAAUUGGACAUGGAGGAGUUAAGAGAACAAGUAUCAAGACCUUCUUUGAUUGAAAUGCCUAUUCAAGUUCAUAUUGAAAGUGUUCAUAGAGGGAUUGAAAGAUUAAGAAAUAGUAGGUUAAACUUGAUCGAAGGUCAAGAGACUAUUAUGAUUAGUUCUCAACAAAAGAAACAAACUCAAUAG
Entrophospora candida is the source of this 951-nucleotide messenger RNA. The record is from the annotation of a GenBank genome assembly. NCBI's taxonomy places the organism in Eukaryota, Fungi, Glomeromycota, Glomeromycetes, Entrophosporales, Entrophosporaceae.